Acipenser ruthenus (sterlet) is the source of this 588-nucleotide messenger RNA. RefSeq names its product zinc finger B-box domain-containing protein 1-like. Bases 1 to 588 code for a protein of 195 amino acids. Gene Ontology annotation, cellular component: motile cilium. The transcript has 5 exons. NCBI's taxonomy places the organism in Eukaryota, Metazoa, Chordata, Actinopteri, Acipenseriformes, Acipenseridae. Gene Ontology annotation, molecular function: zinc ion binding. Gene Ontology annotation, biological process: cilium movement. The record is from RefSeq and is a predicted model, not a curated record.
AUGGUGGGGCUGGGUGCAAAGGAGACAACUUUACAGCAGAUCAGAAAAGCCAUAAAAAACGAUGAGAAUCAAGAAGAAUUGCGGAAGCCACCAGAGAGCUAUCGUUCACCAGUAGGAAUGGUCAGGAGUGGAAAACCCAAACUGCAAGGAAAAAUAUGUGGGCAAUGUGAAUCAAAAAAGGCUGGCUUGGUGUGUAUGGAAUGUGGAAAAGAUUAUUGUUUCAGCUGCUUUGCCAAGUUCCACCAGAAGGGUGCACUGAAACUCCACAGAAUGAUACCUCUACAGAUGGAGAUCCAGACUUCCAUCAGCACAUUAGAUGUUGUUAGUCAAUUUAAAAAACAAAUUGAUCCUGAAGAAUCUUCUGUGAAAACCAAACAGAAGGAUGUUGUUGAGGAGAAGCAGUCAUCUGUGAGAAAUCGUCUCCCUCCACCGAAAAAGAACACAGAUGCAGAGAUACAUGACAACAUGCAGGCUUUUGCAAAGAGGAAUGCAACAGUGAGGAGCAGUGCUAAAAUAUAUGUCAGCAUAGAAGUGAUUGCCGGUGUCUAUGGCUUUGCCAUCUCUUUGCAUAAUAUAGAUUGUGAGUAG